Octodon degus (degu) is the source of this 5270-nucleotide messenger RNA. It is a transcript of the gene Igf1r, whose product is annotated as insulin like growth factor 1 receptor. Bases 660 to 4760 code for a protein of 1366 amino acids. Gene Ontology annotation, biological process: multicellular organism development; positive regulation of kinase activity; positive regulation of MAPK cascade. NCBI's taxonomy places the organism in Eukaryota, Metazoa, Chordata, Mammalia, Rodentia, Octodontidae. The transcript has 21 exons. Gene Ontology annotation, cellular component: membrane; insulin receptor complex; axon. The record is from RefSeq and is a predicted model, not a curated record. Gene Ontology annotation, molecular function: ATP binding; insulin receptor activity; phosphatidylinositol 3-kinase binding.
GGCGCGGCCGGCCCGCCGCUUUGUGUGCGCCCUGGAUUUGGGCAGGAGCUCGCGGUGGCGGCGGCGCUGAGGGAGGCGGCGGCGGCGGCGGCGGCGGCGAGCGGAGCCCGGAGGAGGGGGGGCCGCUCAUUCAUUUUUUCUCCGUGUUGCUGCCCCUCGCCGGCCUCGCCCGCCACCGGGACUUCGGGCCGGUCUUGCCAACUGCGUCGCGCUCUCCCGCCGCGGAGGCUCGGCCGCCCGGCCGCCCUGCCCCUUCGCCCGCGGCCGGGUGUGGGUGUCCUCGGCCGCACGGAUUUGGGCUUUGCCCCCUUCGCAGUUUCCACCCCGCGCCUGCCCCUCCGGGUUUGAAAAUGGAGGCCGACGACGCCGACCGCCCGCCCCGGCGCGCCCCGGGUUCUCGACUCCGCCGAGCCCUGGGCCGCGGCUGCCGGCGCUGAGUGGCCGCCCCGCGCCGCCCCGUGCGCGCUGCCCGUCGGGCCGGGUGGCGCCGCCUUCGGAGUAUUGUUUCCUUCGCUCUUGAUUUUGGAGGGGGAGCGAAGACUGAGUUGGAGACUUUUUUUUUUAUUUUCUUUCUUUUUUUUUUUUCCUUGUUCUUUUUCUUUGUUUCUUUCUUUCUUUUUUUUUUUUGAAAAAGAGGAAUUUCGUCCCAAAUCAAAGGAAUGAAGGCUGGCUCCGGAGGAGGGUCCCCGACCUCGCUGUGGGGGCUCCUGCUUCUCUCCGCUGCGCUCUCGCUCUGGCCGACGAGUGGAGAAAUCUGUGGGCCAGGCAUUGACAUCCGCAAUGACUAUCAGCAGCUGAAACGCCUGGAGAACUGCACAGUGAUCGAGGGAUACCUCCACAUCCUGCUCAUCUCCAAGGCUGAGGACUACCGCAGCUACCGCUUUCCCAAGCUCACGGUCAUCACCGAAUACCUGUUGCUGUUCCGAGUGGCUGGCCUCGAGAGCCUUGGAGACCUCUUUCCAAAUCUCACGGUCAUCCGUGGCUGGAAACUCUUCUAUAACUACGCCCUGGUUAUUUUUGAGAUGACCAAUCUCAAGGAUAUUGGGCUUUACAACCUGAGAAACAUUACCCGUGGGGCUAUCAGGAUUGAGAAAAAUGCUGACCUGUGUUACCUCUCCACGGUGGACUGGUCUCUGAUCCUGGAUGCAGUGUCCAAUAACUACAUCGUGGGAAACAAGCCCCCAAAGGAGUGUGGGGACCUGUGUCCAGGGACCAUGGAGGAGAAGCCCAUGUGCGAGAAAACCACCAUCAACAAUGAGUACAACUACCGCUGCUGGACCACGAAUCACUGCCAGAAAAUGUGCCCGAGCGUGUGCGGGAAGCGCGCAUGCACCGAGAACAACGAGUGCUGCCACCCCGAGUGCCUGGGCAGCUGCCAUGCGCCCGACGAUGACACGGCCUGCGUGGCCUGCAGACACUUCUACUAUGCUGGCGUCUGUGUGCCCGCCUGCCCGCCCGGCACCUAUCGCUUCGAAGGCUGGCGCUGCGUGGACCGUGACUUCUGCGCCAACAUCCCAAAUGCCGAGAGCAGUGACUCUGAGGGCUUCGUCAUCCACGACGGCGAGUGCAUGCAGGAGUGCCCCUCUGGCUUCAUUCGCAACGGCAGCCAGAGCAUGUACUGCAUUCCAUGUGAAGGUCCUUGCCCCAAGGUCUGUGAGGAAGAAAAGAAGACAAAAACCAUCGACUCUGUGACUUCGGCUCAGAUGCUCCAAGGGUGCACCAUCCUCAAGGGCAACUUGCUCAUUAAUAUCCGACGAGGCAAUAACAUUGCGUCGGAACUGGAGAACUUCAUGGGGCUCAUUGAGGUGGUGACCGGCUACGUCAAGAUCCGCCAUUCCCAUGCCUUGGUCUCCUUGUCCUUCCUGAAAAACCUUCGCCAAAUCUUAGGGGAAGAGCAGCUGGAAGGGAACUACUCCUUCUACGUCCUGGACAACCAGAACCUGCAGCAGCUGUGGGACUGGGACCACCGCAACCUGACCAUCAAGUCAGGGAAGAUGUACUUCGCUUUCAAUCCCAAACUGUGCGUUUCUGAAAUUUACCGCAUGGAGGAAGUGACGGGGACGAAAGGGCGCCAGAGCAAAGGGGAUAUAAACACCAGGAACAACGGCGAGCGAGCCUCCUGUGAAAGCGACGUGUUACGUUUCACCUCCACCACCACGUGGAAGAACCGUAUGAUCAUAACCUGGCACCGGUACCGGCCCCCGGACUACAGGGACCUCAUCAGCUUCACUGUUUAUUACAAGGAGGCACCAUUUAAAAAUGUCACUGAAUAUGACGGACAGGAUGCUUGUGGCUCCAACAGCUGGAACAUGGUGGAUGUGGACCUGCCUCCCAACAAGGAUGGGGAGCCUGGCAUCCUGCUGCAAGGGCUGAAGCCCUGGACGCAGUACGCAGUCUACAUCAAGGCCGUGACCCUCACCAUGGUAGAGAACGACCACAUCCGUGGGGCCAAGAGUGAAAUCCUGUAUAUCCGCACCAAUGCUUCAGUCCCUUCCAUUCCCCUGGAUGUCCUUUCGGCAUCUAACUCGUCUUCUCAGCUCAUUGUGAAGUGGAACCCUCCGUCUCUACCCAACGGGAACCUGAGCUACUACAUCGUGCGGUGGCAGCGGCAGCCUCAGGAUGGCUACCUGUACCGGCACAACUACUGCUCCAAAGACAAAAUCCCCAUCCGGAAGUAUGCAGACGGCACCAUUGACGUCGAAGAGGUCACGGAGAAUCCUAAGACUGAAGUGUGCGGUGGGGAGAAGGGGCCUUGCUGCGCUUGCCCCAAGACGGAAGCCGAGAAGCAGGCUGAGAAGGAGGAGGCUGAGUACCGGAAGGUGUUUGAGAAUUUCCUGCACAACUCCAUCUUCGUGCCCAGGCCUGAACGGAAGCGGAGAGAUGUUAUGCAGGUGGCCAACACCACCAUGCCCAGCCGAAGCAGGAACACUACGGUGGCUGACACCUACAAUACCACAGACCCAGAGGAGCUGGAGACAGAAUACCCCUUCUUUGAGAGCAGAGUGGAUAAUAAGGAGAGGACGGUCAUUUCCAACCUACGCCCUUUCACUUUGUACCGGAUUGACAUCCACAGCUGUAACCACGAGGCUGAGAAGCUGGGCUGUAGUGCUUCCAACUUCGUCUUUGCAAGAACCAUGCCUGCAGAAGGAGCAGACGACAUUCCUGGCCCAGUGACAUGGGAGUCGAGGCCUGAGAACUCCAUCUUUUUAAAGUGGCCAGAACCAGAGAACCCCAAUGGACUGAUUCUCAUGUAUGAAAUAAAGUACGGAUCGCAAACCGAGGAUCAGCGAGAAUGUGUGUCCAGACAGGAAUACAGGAAGUAUGGCGGGGCCAAACUGAGCCGGCUAAACCCAGGGAACUACACCGCCCGGAUUCAGGCCACCUCGCUCUCUGGGAAUGGGUCAUGGACAGAUCCUGUGUUCUUCUAUGUCCCGGCCAAAACAACGUAUGAAAACUUCAUCUAUCUGAUCAUCGCGCUGCCGGUCACCAUCCUGUUGAUCGUGACGGGGCUGGUGAUAGUGCUGUACUUCCACCGGAAGAGAAAUAACAGCAGGCUCGGGAAUGGAGUGUUGUACGCUUCUGUUAACCCAGAAUACUUCAGUGCUGCGGAUGUGUACGUUCCCGAUGAGUGGGAGGUAGCUCGAGAGAAGAUCACCAUGAACCGGGAGCUGGGGCAAGGCUCCUUUGGGAUGGUCUACGAAGGGGUGGCCAAAGGCGUGGUGAAAGAUGAGCCCGAAACUCGGGUAGCCAUCAAGACCGUGAAUGAGGCUGCGAGCAUGCGUGAGAGGAUUGAGUUUCUCAACGAGGCUUCCGUGAUGAAGGAGUUCAACUGUCACCAUGUGGUGCGGUUGCUGGGCGUGGUGUCCCAGGGCCAGCCCACACUGGUCAUCAUGGAACUGAUGACACGGGGGGAUCUCAAGAGCUACCUCAGGUCUCUGAGGCCGGAAAUGGAGAAAAACCCAGUCCUAGCACCUCCAAGCCUGAGCAAGAUGAUCCAGAUGGCCGGAGAGAUUGCAGACGGCAUGGCAUACCUCAACGCCAACAAGUUUGUCCACAGAGACCUUGCUGCCCGGAACUGCAUGGUGGCUGAGGAUUUCACGGUCAAAAUUGGAGAUUUUGGGAUGACUCGAGAUAUCUAUGAGACAGACUACUACCGGAAAGGAGGGAAAGGGCUUCUUCCUGUCCGCUGGAUGUCUCCCGAGUCCCUCAAGGAUGGAGUCUUCACCACUCAUUCAGACGUCUGGUCCUUCGGGGUUGUCCUUUGGGAGAUCGCCACGCUGGCUGAGCAACCAUACCAGGGCUUGUCCAACGAGCAAGUUCUGCGCUUCGUCAUGGAGGGCGGCCUUCUGGACAAGCCUGACAAUUGCCCGGAUAUGCUGUUCGAGCUGAUGCGCAUGUGCUGGCAGUACAACCCCAAGAUGAGGCCUUCCUUCCUGGAGAUCAUCAGCAGCAUCAAAGACGAGAUGGAGCCGGGCUUCCGGGAGGUGUCCUUCUACUACAGCGAGGAGAACAAGCCACCUGAGCCGGAGGAGCUGGACCUGGAGCCCGAGAACAUGGAGAGCGUCCCCCUGGACCCUUCAGCCUCCUCCUCCUCCCUGCCGCUGCCCGACAGACACUCAGGACACAAGGCCGAAAACGGCCCAGGCCCAGGAGUGCUGGUCCUGCGUGCCAGCUUCGACGAGAGACAGCCUUACGCACACAUGAAUGGAGGCCGCACAAAUGAGAGGGCCUUGCCGCUGCCCCAGUCUUCAACCUGCUGAUCCUGGAUCCCGCAUCCGUGCAAACAGUAACGUGUGUGCACACUCGGCGGGGGGGGAGGGGAGGGAGAGUUUAACAAUCUAUCCACAAGCCUCCUGUACCUCAGUAGAUCUUCAGAGCUGCAUCGCUGCCCAAGGAGAGCGCGUCUCUGCAGUAAACACCUUGGGAUGGUCCUUUUCUCAGUAUGCAAGCAGCUUUUUAUUUCCCUGCCCAAGCCCUUAACUGACACGGGCCUCUGAGAACCUUAACGACAACACUCAGUAGCAACAGAACACUUGAGAAUUGAGUCGUCUCAUUCUCUUUCCCCUCUCUCUGUCUCUUUCUGUCUCUGACUCUCCUUUUCCUUCUUUUUUCUGCUUCAUAAUGGGAAGUACUUGCUGCAAGCCCCACUGGAAAGCCCCUUUUAUCAGAUGGAGGAAAUGGCCAUCCCUGGGGCCCUGUAUCCCUCCGUACACACCUGCCUGUCGCCAUAGGUUGCUCAAUCUCAAUCUCUUUCUCUCUCUCUCUCUCUC